Messenger RNA from Ipomoea triloba (trilobed morning glory), 1247 nucleotides. RefSeq lists its product as uncharacterized. The record is from RefSeq and is a predicted model, not a curated record. The coding region runs from base 502 to 1080 and encodes 192 amino acids. Lineage: Eukaryota; Viridiplantae; Streptophyta; Magnoliopsida; Solanales; Convolvulaceae. The transcript has 2 exons.
UAAUGUUGAAUAUUGAUAAUAUUGUUGAAAUGUACAGGGCAACAUUGGUAGUUUCAUCAAAUAAAUAUUUUUUUUUUAAAAGCAAGACAAUCUGCGUCAGAAAUAUGUUGUCCAUUAUUGAUGCAAUUCUUGAUUUGGUUGUCCUUGCAUAAGGUUCAAGUCUGAAUACUUAGGUGAAAAUGAAAGAAUUGCAGGUGAAUCCAGGUUGUGACAAUAUGCAGCAUGUGUUUGGACUGGGAGAAACAACAAGGCAUGUGUGGUGAAUAUUUUGCUAAAGCUAUGGGAUACUGGCAGCAGAAAUCACAUUCUAACUGGGUAGUUGAGGGGGAAAAAACACAAGGUACUUCCAUGGGAUUGUAAGGGAGAGAAGAAGAAAGCAAUACAUACAUAAAAUAAAAAAAAAAUGAUGAGGGGAAGUGGGAGGUGGAGCAAGGGAGAAUAACAGAACUUGCUGUCAAGUUCUUUGAGGAGCUAUACACAGAAGGGGAGGUGCGGACUAACAUGGAUGUUUAUAAUUGUUUGCAGGGGCUGGUCAGUAAUGAGGACAAUGAAAAUCUCACAAAAGUACCAACAAUACAAGAGGUAAGACAAUGUGUGUUCAGUAUGAAGCCUGAAAGUGCUGCAGGACCUGAUUGCUUUGGUGGUGGUUUUUACCAAAGCUGUUGGGAGGUGAUAAAAGAUGAUCUGCUGAAUCUGGUAAGAGAUUUCUUUCAAGGAAAAGCCCUAACUAGGGCUGUAACUCACACAGCAAUAGUGCUCAUACCUAAGGUGUCUAAUCCUGCAACCUUUGCACAGUUUAGACCCAUAAGUUUGAGCAACUAUUGCAACAAAAUCAUUACCAAAAUCAUGGUGACCAUGUUAUCCAAUGUCCUCAUCAGAGUGGUUUCUCCCUAUCAAGCAGGAUUUGUUAAAGAUAUGAAUAUCAUUGACAACAUCUUGCUUGCAGAGGAGUUAUGCCAUGGAAUCACGGCUUCAAAUGAAGAUGUGGUUCUUAAGCUAGAUAUGACCAAGGCAUAUGAUAGAAUGUCUUGGAAGUGUGUGACCACUUUGAUGAGGAAAAUGGGGUUCAGUGAAGGUUAGAUUGGGUUAGUUGAAAGGGCAAUUGGGAAUAUUUGAUAUUCAGUCAUAGUGAAUGGGGCUCAACAUGGCUUUUUUCAUGCUACAAGGGGACUGAGACAGGGUGAUCCAUUGUCACAUAGGCCCUGUUUGGUAAAUGGUUGUUGGCUGAUUGGGUUGGCUGUUUGGGU